Sorghum bicolor (sorghum) is the source of this 1465-nucleotide messenger RNA. Its product is annotated as gamma-glutamyl hydrolase 2. Gene Ontology annotation, biological process: tetrahydrofolylpolyglutamate metabolic process. Gene Ontology annotation, cellular component: vacuole. Gene Ontology annotation, molecular function: gamma-glutamyl-peptidase activity. Bases 157 to 1185 code for a protein of 342 amino acids. NCBI's taxonomy places the organism in Eukaryota, Viridiplantae, Streptophyta, Magnoliopsida, Poales, Poaceae. The transcript is spliced from 10 exons. The record is from RefSeq and is a predicted model, not a curated record.
AAGUGAGAACCGAGUGGCGACUGGCGAGAGCGACACGAAAACGACGGGUGACGGCUGGAGCCUGGAGCUCCGGUGCCCCCGCACCCGUAGCUUCUUUAACCGGUGACCGUCAGACAGCACACGGAAACAGGCGGGCGACGCACGCCAGUGUUGCCAAUGGACUCGCGCUGCCCCCACCUACUCCUGCUCCUCCUGGCGGCGCUCCUCCCCCCGCCGUCGUCGGGGGCGGCGGCGGCGGCGGCGGGGGUCAUCCGGCUGCCGACGGGAGGGAGAGCGGGGGCCGUGGCCUGCGCGCCGCCGGACCCCGCCCUGUACGACCGUCCCGUCAUCGGCAUCGUCUCGCACCCGGGGGACGGCGCGGGCGGCAGGAUCAGCAACACCACCGCGACCUCCUACAUCGGCGCCUCCUACGUCAAGUUCGUCGAGGCCGCCGGCGCGCGCGUCAUCCCGCUCGUCUACAACGAGCCCGAGGAGCGCCUCCUCGAGAAACUGAGUUUGUUGAAUGGAGUGCUGUUCACUGGUGGAUCAGAGAAGCAAGGUGUAUAUUUUGAGACGAUAAAAAAAGUGUUUCAGUAUGUUUUGGACAAGAAUGACGCAGGUGAACCAUUUCCUUUGUUUGCCCAAUGUCUUGGCUUUGAGCUAAUAAGCAUGAUUGUCAGCAAGGACAAUAAUAUCUUGGAGACGUUUGACGCCCAGAAUCAAGCAUCCACUCUUCAGUUUCCCAGCUAUGCUUUGGAGGGCUCAGUGUUUCAAAGGUUUGACCCUGCCCUCAUAAAAAAAGUCAGCACCAGCUGUCUUGUCAUGCAAAAUCAUAGAUAUGGUAUAUCACCAAGGCGAUAUCGAGAGAAUGAUGCACUAUCAAGUUUCUUCAAAAUCUUGACUACAUCACCUGAUGAAAACGGCAAGGUCUAUGUCUCAACUGUACAAGCCUAUAAUUAUCCAAUCACUUCCACGCAAUGGCAUCCUGAGAAAGCCAUUUUUGAGUGGAGGAAACCAAUGAUUCCACACAGCGAAGAUGCAGUACAGGUUACUCAACAUUUUGCCAAUCAUUUUAUCAGCCAAGCACGCAAGUCUCCAAACAGGCCUCCUGCCGACAAAGUGCUGGAUAACUUAAUUUACAACUACAGCCCGACAUUUAGUGGAAAAAAAUCGAAAUCAUUUGAGGAGGUCUACAUCUUUGCCUGAGACUGAAGUGGACGUCUGGGUGUCUUCAGGAAUCAGCACUGCAUUGCUAUUUGUAUCGAGGUCCAUUGUAUUGUGAUUGUGUAUUACGCGUGGUACCUGGAAGUGUACAGAUUUCGUUGACUGCCUGUAUUGCAGUAACCUUUCCGGGUAGCUCUGUAAUUAAUAUGUAUGUAUAUAUAAGCAGGAAUAAUAAUGUAAUGAACUGUAAAAUACUUGUAUGGAGAUUUUCUGAAUCUAAAAGUGUCUUCGAAUCAGGUGAAGGUUGAAUGUUCUUGGAUCA